Molecule: messenger RNA, 528 nt
Organism: Nicotiana attenuata
Lineage: Eukaryota; Viridiplantae; Streptophyta; Magnoliopsida; Solanales; Solanaceae
Product: floral homeotic protein APETALA 1-like
Exons: 7
Coding region: 1-528 (175 amino acids)
Biological process (GO): regulation of DNA-templated transcription
Cellular component (GO): nucleus
Molecular function (GO): DNA-binding transcription factor activity
Source: RefSeq, a predicted model, not a curated record
AUGGAGAAGAUUCUUGAUCGAUAUGAAAGAUACUCAUAUGCAGAGAGACGCUUUCUUUCGAGCAAUUCUGAAUCAUCAUCAGUGCAGGAGAAUUGGAGCUUGGAAUACACAAAACUCAAGGCUAAGAUUGAACUUCUGCAAAGGAACCACAAGCAUUAUUUGGGAGAAGAUCUGGAGUCGUUGAGCUUGAAGGACCUCCAGAACUUGGAGCAACAGCUUGACAGCGCUCUUAAAGCUAUUCGAUCCAGAAAGAAUCAACUCAUGCAUGAAUCUAUCUCUCAGCUGCAGAAGAAGGAAAAGGCAUUACGGGAGGAAAAUAACACGCUAACGAAGAUCAGAGAUAAGGAGAAGAGAAUAGGACAGCAGGCUGAAUGGGAAGAGCAAAAUCAUGUCACUACUUCAACGUCUUUUCUCUUCCCACAAACAAUUCCAUGCCUAAACGUCAGAGGCAAUUAUCAAGGGGGAGAAGUAGAGGCAAGGAGGAAUGAGCUUGACCUAAAUCUUGAUUCUUUAUAUGCACACCUUUGA